AUGAUUGAGUUCAAGCGAAGCGGGAAUAACACCAUCGCUUCGAAUCGAAUUCCCCUCUAUGUGGGUGAAUUCGUGUAUGAUGAAUCGAAAGAAUCGUUUCUUCGAAAUGAAACUCGGAUUGCUACUCGCGAAGUGGAAUGGAAAGAUGGAGUGGAAGUGAGUGGAAGAGAUCUCUAUGAUGGAUGGCAUAUUCAUUCAUUCAUUCAUUCACUCAAUAUUACUUGUUUAUUUAAUACUAUUGCUAUGUUAAUUACAUUGCAUUUCACAUUGUUUGUUGAUCAAAUAGAAAGCAAGGUUUUCAUUCAUAGGAUUCAUGGAUUCUAUCCAUUAUCAUAUUAUUCAAUCGAUUGUUUUGUUUAA
Molecule: messenger RNA, 360 nt
Organism: Blastocystis hominis
Lineage: Eukaryota; Bigyra; Opalinata; Blastocystidae
Exons: 2
Coding region: 1-360 (119 amino acids)
Source: RefSeq, a predicted model, not a curated record